CAUCCCCGCGCCUCCACCAGCUGCAUCGGAAGGAUUCAUCUCCCCGGUCCUCCCUCCUGUCCGGACUUGUCACUCACAUCCGGGGCCGCUCGCCGCCGGCCAGGCCUACCGGUCCUGCCUCCUCCACGGAGGUGCGCUGCUCCUCCCGCGCUCUCCACUCGGGCGCCGGGGCCUCUAAGUCGCCGCUGCUGAGCGCGGUCGGCAUUGAUUGCAACCCGCGGCGGCGGCGGCGACCGGUUCCCCCGAGAGGCUGGUUGGUGCGCGCGCGCGCGCGCGCCGAGCUCGGUGCGCCUCGUCAGGGGACGCACGGACGGUCGGUCAGCCUCUCCAGAGGGCGAGAUCCGUGCACUGGCGCGCCGACCUCCGCUGGAGACGGCCAGCAAUGCCAACCGCCCGCCUGUCCUCCAUCUUCACCUCCUCCUUCAAGGCUCCUUCACGAGAGCGCCGAGCUCCCCUCGCCGCCUUGGCUGCCGCCACGGAGCGCGUCCGCGCCGGAACGCUAAGUCGGCAGGAUGCGCACCACCUGUUCGACGAAUUGCUGAGCCAAGCCGCGACAGUCCCAGUACGCACGCUCAACAAUUUUCUUGCCGCCCUCGCCCGUGCACCACCCUCAGCUGCCUGUGGCAAUGGCCCGGCCCUUGCCGUCACCCUCUUCAACGGCAUGUCCCGAGGCGCUGGUGCACGGGUGGUGUCGCCCACGUGCUGUACCUAUUCCAUCCUCAUGGACUGCUGCUGCCGUGCAGGCCGCCCGGACCUGGUGGUUGCCUUCUUCGGCCGCCUCCUUAGGUUGGGGCUGCGCUUGAAUGUCAUCUCCUUGAGCAAUCUCCUCAAGGGGCUCUGCCAGGCCAAGCGUACAAAUGAGGCGGUGGACUUGCUGCUCCACCGGACACCUGAACUGGACUGUGUGCCUGAUGUCUUCUCGUACAGCAUAGUAAUCAACGGCUGUUUAAAAGAAGGUGAAGUAGACAAAGCGUGCAAUCUCUUCCAUGAGAUGCCCCAACUGGGAGUUCAACCUGAUGUGGUGACCUACACCUCAAUUAUCGACGCACUAAGCAAAUCCGGAGCCAUGGUAAAGGCAGAAGUGGUCCUUCGGCGAAUGGUUGGCCAAGGCAUUGGACCAAACGUCAUGACAUAUACUAGCCUGAUCCAUGGAUAUUCCGCUUCGGGUCAGUGGAAGGCGGCAGUUAGAGUAUUCAAGGAAAUGGUAAGUGUUGGUGUUCUACCAAAUGCUGUCACUUUGAACUCAUUUAUGGAUUCACUUUGCAAGCAUAGAAGGACAAAGGAAGCUAGAGUUAUUUUUGACUCCAUGGCUGCAAAGGGCCAGAAACCUGAUAUUGUCUCCUACUCUAUUAUGCUUAACGGGUAUGUGAAAGAAGGAUGCUUUGAUGAUAUGACCGGUCUCUUCAAUUCGAUGCUACAGAACGGUGUUGUACCUAACCACCAUAUUUUCAACAUACUGAUCAAUGCAUAUGCUAAACGUGGACUGAUGGAUGAGGCUAUGCACAUGUUUGAAGUAAUGAGGCAACAAGGAGUGAACCCGGAUGUAUUUGGCUAUCAAAUCAUAAUGGAUUCAUUUUGUAAAAUGGGUAGGAUGGAUGCUGCUCUGGACAAAUUUAAUCAGAUGGUCAAUCAAGGAGUUUCACCUAACAAAGCUGUUUACCAAUGCCUGGUUCUGGGUUCUUGCUCUCAUGGUGAUUUUGUGAAAGCCAAGGAAUUGAUUUGUGAAGCAGUUAAUAGAGGUCUCUGUUCUAACAGUGUGUUCUUCUAUCCUGUAAUAAACGACCUGUGCAAAGAAGGAAAGGUGAAGGAGGCACAGGAUAUGUUUGACUUCAUUCUAGGUAUUGGUCAGCGGCCUGAUGUGAUUAUGUACAAUUCACUGAUGGAUGGGUAUUGCCUUGUUGGCAAGGUGGAGGAAGCACUGAGAGUACUUGAUGCUAUGAAGUCUGCUGGCCUCCAACCUACUGCUGUUACGUAUGCUAUACUUCUUAAUGGCUACUGUAAAAUUGGCAAGAUCGCCGAUGGAUUGAGUCUUUUCAGGGAAAUGUCACUCAGCGGGGUUAAGCCCACGACUAUUAUGUACAACAUUAUACUUGAUGGGCUGUUUCGCUCCGGGAGAACAGUUUCUGCAAAGGAAAAAUUCAAUACGAUGGUUGAAAGUGGCUUACCAGUGGACGUUCGCACAUACAACAUAGUUCUUCAUGGACUUUGUAGAAACAAUUGCACUGGUGAAGCAAUAGAGUUGUUCAAAAAAUUAUGUGCAACGAACGUGAAGAUUAAUGUCAUAACAUUCAAUACCAUGAUUUCUGCAAUGUUUAAAACUAGGAGAAUUGGAGAAGCCAAGGAUUUGUUUGCUACUAUAUCAGCCAUCGGGUUGGUGCCUUCUGUUGUGACUUACAGUGUAAUGAUGACGAAUUUCAUAAAAGAAGGGUUGCUGGCAGAGGCUGAUGAUAUGUUUUUAGCAAUGGAGAAGGCUGGCUGUGCUCCCAACUCCAGACUGCUAAAUCACGUGGUCAGAGCGUUGCUGGAAAAAGGUGCAGUUGUAAAGGCUGCAACUUAUCUCGCUAAACUUGAUGCUAAACAGCUGUCAGUUGAAGCUUCAACAAUUUCGUUAAUAGUAUCUCUCUUCUCAGGGGAAGGGAAACUAAGGGAGCACGUAGAGUUGCUUCCGGUAAAGUACCAGCCUCCUGAGAUGUUGGACUGACAAUUGAUGCAUUAUUACUUGGAACUUCCUACUGAAAAACAAGCUCCUCCUACUCUGCCAGUGCCGCCAGAGACUGAGAUCAAGAAGAGACCGCUGAUGAGGAGGGUGGUGACUAUUGGGCCAUCGAAUGCACCGUGGUACAUGUUUCUGGGAUGAGAAUCCCAACGGCAGUACAACAAACUGAUCCUUCACGCUCUAUAGUCGAUGAAUUGAUGCACACAUUACACGUAUUCUGUAUGGUCAUGAUCAGUCAGCCAGUCAAUACCAGUACGCUUAAAAGUAGCUCCUUUGGUUGAAACACAAUGCAUGCUUGUCUCUGAAACCAAAUAAAUACUGCAUUCUUUUU
Molecule: messenger RNA, 3047 nt
Organism: Triticum aestivum (bread wheat)
Lineage: Eukaryota; Viridiplantae; Streptophyta; Magnoliopsida; Poales; Poaceae
Product: protein Rf1, mitochondrial
Exons: 2
Coding region: 383-2701 (772 amino acids)
Molecular function (GO): protein binding
Source: RefSeq, a predicted model, not a curated record